This is a messenger RNA of Electrophorus electricus (electric eel), 1854 nucleotides long. Lineage: Eukaryota; Metazoa; Chordata; Actinopteri; Gymnotiformes; Gymnotidae. The record is from RefSeq and is a predicted model, not a curated record.
AUGUGGUUUCUGGAGUUGUGUGGAGUGAGACCAGUGCUGGAUGUGUAUCCUGAUGUGUGUUUGUGCAAAGGUUGGAAGAUCAACUGCAACAGUAAAAAUCUCCAGCAGGUCCCAGCAGUGUCUUCUAAUGUUACAGCACUUGAGCUGAACAGCAACGGGCUGGUAUCUCUCCUUCCUGAUAUCUUCAUCCGUUACAAACACCUGGAGAGACUGCAUCUGGAGAAUAACAGUAUAGAGAUCAUCUCUAAGAAAGCAUUUUCUGGCCUUUUCUCCCUGCAAAAACUAUUUUUGAGUCAGAACAGAAUCUCUUCUCUGAAAGCUGGAAUCUUUUCUGACCUUAACAGCCUGGAGUGGCUGAUCCUGGAUGAGAACAGAAUCACUUCCCUCCCUCAAAAUUCAUUUGAGGGCCUUAAAUCAUUAUUCUUUCUGUCUCUGUUGAAUAACUCUUUGGAGCAGUUACCCAAGACCUCUCUUUGCCUUGAGAUGCCCCGCCUCAAUUGGCUGGAGCUGGAAGGCAACAAGAUUUCUUCUCUGUGGUUGUCCAGUUUUAGGAACUGCACGUCUCUGACAGUACUAGCUUUAAGGAAAAACCGCAUCAGAGCUGUCGAAGAUGGCACAUUCUCGAGCAUGCACCAGCUGAUAGACCUGGAUCUGUCUGUCAAUCAGAUUUUGGACCUCCCCCCAAUGCUGUUCCAAAAUCUUCAGCACCUCAAGCAGCUAAACAUCUCCAACAACCCUUUGACAUAUAUCUACGAAAACCAGUUUGACAGUUUUGUCAAUCUUCAGUCUCUGAGUAUGGAGGAGGUGGAGAUUCCGAACAUCAGCUUCCGAAUGUUCCGGUCUCUCAGCAACCUUUCCCACAUUUACUUUAAGCGGUUUGAGUACUGCGGUUACUCCCCCAACGUGCGGCGCUGUAAACCCAACACCAACGGCAUCUCGUCCUUCGAGAACCUGCUGGCUAACAUUGUCCUGCGUGUCUUCGUCUGGGUCAUGGCCUUCAUCAUCUGCUUUGGGAACGUCUUCGUCAUCUGCCUGCGCUCCUGCAUCGCGUCGGAGAAUGAGCCUCACACCAUGGCCAUCAAAUCCCUCUGCUGUGCAGACUGCUUGAUGGGUGUGUGCCUCUUCUUCAUCGGUGCCUUUGACAUCAAAUACUGCGGUGAAUACAACCGCCACGCCCACAUCUGGAUGGAGACCCUGUCGUGCCAGCUGAUUGGCUCCCUGGCCAUGCUGUCGACGGAGGUGUCGGUGAUGAUGCUGACGUACAUGACGGUGGAGAAAUACCUGCGUAUCGUGUUCCCCUUUCAGCAGUACCGCGCUGGACGCAGGCAGACACUCUGCUCACUAGCCUCCAUCUGGGCACUGGGCUUUGUGCUCGCCGCUGCCCCCUUCUGGGAUCACCAGACGUUCGGCAACUUUUACGGGCGCAAUGGCGUUUGUUUCCCUUAGCAUUUUGAGCAGGUGGAGAAGCCCGGAGCUCUCUGCUACUCCACAGGGAUAUUCCUGGGUUUGAACCUGUUAGCUUUCGUGAUGAUCGUCUUCUCCUACUCCAGCAUGUUUUACUCAGUGCAGAAGACGGCCAGGUCGGCCAGGCAGGUGGCCUUCAACCACGAGGUCUCCGUGGCCAAGCGCUUCUUCUUCAUCGUCUUCACCGACGCUGUGUGCUGGAUGCCCAUCUUCCUUCUGAAGAUCCUAUCCCUCCUCCGUGUGCCCAUCGCUGGGACCCUGGUGCUGUGGGUGGUGGUCUUCAUUCUCCCCAUCAACAGCGCCCUGAACCCCAUCCUAUACACCGUCACCACCACCUUCCAGCAGAGGAUCAAAGUGUGUCAGUGCUUCCGCUGCAGAGCUGACAACUGA